This is a messenger RNA of Clonostachys solani, 1050 nucleotides long. NCBI's taxonomy places the organism in Eukaryota, Fungi, Ascomycota, Sordariomycetes, Hypocreales, Bionectriaceae. The record is from the annotation of a GenBank genome assembly.
AUGGGGAAGAAGAAAAGGAACAAGAGCAGUUGCGCAGUAAAACCGACACCGCCCGUGGGUGUCGCAACGGCACACGCACUCCCUGCACAGGCCUCACCAGCACUGGAAGCCGUCCUCGCCACCCAAGAGCUCUUCGAAGACAUCCUGCUCAGACUACCAAUCGAAAUCAUACUCACGGCUGCUCAGCGUGUCAGCAAAACAUGGCAGCGCCAGAUCGAGAGCUCGCGCCCGCUCCAGCGCCACCUCUUCCUCCUACCGGAUACCAGCAAGACGCUCGAGGAGACGCGAGGCGACUGCAUCGUCAACCCUCUGCUCUACAGGCAUUUCGGUCCCAUGCUUGGCCGAAAGGAGGAGCAGAGCGGCGGCACAGACCCCUUUGGUCCUCAGCCUCCUGCCAGGCGCCUUAGGAUGGGCUACAUGAGCAUCAAGGCGAUGCAGGACAUGCGCCUGAGCAUAGCGGACAUGAGUGGCGGCCGGGUUAGGCACAAGCGCUUCGCCUGCGCCGGCGCCACCUGGCGCAGGAUGCUUGUCUCGCAGCCGCCGCCGCGGAGCGUGGGAUACAUAGAGUAUGCAGAGAAUGGGCAGUCUCAGCGGUACGGGGAUGCGCCGUUGGAUGUCGUGACGAUCCUGGACGGCCUUCGGAUGGGAAUGCUAUGGGAUACGAUCUACCGCACGCUCUGGAGCCCUUACGGGAAGAACGUGGAACGGCGGCUGGCGUUUGUGUCGUGGCGUAUUCGCUGGGACACGGACAGCGGAGAAGAGGAGACGGAUUCGUGGACAUCAGGGGCGCUGCCGGCACGGCUUAGAUCGCGGGAUGUUGAGAUUGAGAUGAUAGUCGGGCAUGGAGAGGCGAUUGUGGACGAGCAGCAAUGUCACAUGUAUCACAACCACUCGAUCAAGGAUGGGAAGUACAAGUGCCGGGACGAGUAUCAUCGAUUCGUUCAUGAGAGGACGCGGGGGAGCACAUCCUGGGUGUUUCGGAGCGAGGAUUAUAAUGAGGAGCGAACACUAGCAAAGAUAGAUGUGGAUUGUAAACGGGAGAGAUACUGA